CCAUUUUCCACCUUCUCCUGUCCCGGACACUCCCGUAACUAUGAUUUCUUCCCACGUCAUGCGCGCGAGCGGCAGCCGUCUUGCUCAGCGCAUCGUUGCGCAGGCUACCCUCCGCUCGGCGACCCCUCGUGCCGUCGCUGCCUACUCUACUGGGGUUUCGGCCGCCCCUCGGCCAUCUGACCGGGCGAGCUCCUUCGCCACUCAGAACUACGGCGGUGGUGCUGGCACCUAUGGGAUCCCCACCGUGCGCAAGGACAUCUCCUCGCGCGAGCAGAGCGACAUGACCACUCUCCCCCUGUACCUGGAUGCCCAGGCUACCACGCCGAUGGACCCCCGCGUCCUCGAUGCCAUGCUCCCCUACAUGACGUCGCACUUCUAUGGCAACCCCCACUCCAGCACCCACGCCUAUGGCUGGGACAGUGAGGGGGCCGUGGAGACCGCGCGCGAGCAGGUCGCCUCGCUGAUCGGCGCCGCCGACCCCAAGGAGGUGGUCUUCACCUCCGGCGCCACCGAGUCCAACAACAUCGCCAUCAAGGGUGUGGCCCGCUUCUACAAGAAGAGCAAGAACCACAUCAUCACCACCCAGACCGAGCACAAGUGUGUGCUGGACAGCUGCCGUGUCCUCGAGCAGGAGGGCUUCGAGGUGACCUACCUCCCGGUGCAGAGCAACGGCCUGAUUGACCUGGAUGCCCUGCGCGCUGCCAUCCGCCCGGAGACCUGCCUCGUGUCCAUCAUGGCCGUCAACAACGAGAUUGGUGUCAUCCAGCCCCUGACGGAGAUCGGCCAGAUUUGCCGCGAGAACAAGGUCUUUUUCCAUACCGACGCCGCCCAGGCCGCCGGCAAGAUCCCGAUCGACGUGCAGAAGAUGAACAUCGAUCUACUCAGCAUCAGUGGCCACAAGAUCUACGGCCCGAAGGGUGUUGGUGCUCUGUAUGUCCGCCGUCGCCCGCGUGUUCGCAUUGAGGCCCUCCAGUCCGGUGGUGGCCAGGAGCGCGGUGUGCGUAGCGGCACCGUGCCCACCUCGCUGGUGGUCGGCCUCGGCGCGGCGGCCGAUGUCUGCGCCCGCGAGAUGGACUACGACCAUGAGCGCAUUUCCCGGCUGUCCGCCCGGCUGCUGGCCGGCCUGCAGGAGGGUCUCACCCACAUCGCUGUCAAUGGCCCCCAGGAGGCCGGCUCGCCCAUCCGGCUGCCUGGCUGCCUGAACGUGUCCUUCUCCUGUGUCGAGGGCGAGUCCCUCCUGAUGGCCCUCAAGGAUAUGGCCCUCUCUUCGGGGUCGGCCUGCACCAGCGCCUCCCUCGAGCCGAGCUAUGUCCUGCGUGCCCUCGGCCAGGAUGAGGAUAUGGCCCACUCGAGCAUCCGCUUCGGCAUCGGUCGCUUCACCACCGAUGCCGAGAUCGAGUUCUGCCUGCAGAAGACCAUCGAUAACGUCACCAAGCUCCGUGAGAUGAGCCCCCUGUGGGACAUGAUCCAGGAGGGCAUUGACCUGAAGACCAUCGAGUGGACUGGCGGCGGUGCCCACUAAUAAUCGCCAAACACCGGCACGCCCCUUCCCCUUUCUUUGGUGCGUAUGCGUGCGCGCACGCGUGCGCUCGCCUUCUCCUCCCCCCCCCC
Molecule: messenger RNA, 1611 nt
Organism: Fonticula alba
Lineage: Eukaryota; Rotosphaerida; Fonticulaceae
Product: cysteine desulfurase
Exons: 6
Coding region: 41-1522 (493 amino acids)
Biological process (GO): [2Fe-2S] cluster assembly
Cellular component (GO): mitochondrion; cytosol; nucleus
Molecular function (GO): cysteine desulfurase activity; pyridoxal phosphate binding
Source: RefSeq, a predicted model, not a curated record